CUCUUGUUUUUCGGACGAUCUGCACUUUUUGUUGCAGGUCGGGAUUUUCCUGGUGUUCUCAGAGGAUCUCCACUUUCUGGACGUCAAAAUGUUGAAGCUGAUCGGUUCUUUUCGGCCUGCAGCAGCAGCCCUUCUAAGAACUGCUUCUGCUGCACAGCCUAGUGCCAGGCUCUCCACUGGACCCCAGCAAGAACAGAGAACCUUCUAUGAGUUUCGUACCUACAGCAUCCGGCCAGACCAGAACGCUGCUUUCCACAAACUGACCAAUGAGAAGAUCCAUCUGCGCACUGCUCACUCUGAGCUGAUUGGCUACUGGAGUGUGGAGUACGGCGGCCUCAACCAAGUCUUCCAUAUAUGGAAAUAUGACAGUUACGCUCAGCGGGCAGGUGUGCGGGCAGCCCUGGCUCAGGACCCCUCCUGGAUCUCAGAGUACAUCUCAAAGGCCUUACCCAUGUUAACAUCACAGGAUAACGAGGUGACAUACAUGGUACCAUGGAGCCGUCUAAAGAACCCACCGCAGGAGGGUGGUGUCUAUGAGUUGGUGACGUUCCAGAUGCGUCCAGGGGGUCCUGCAGUUUGGGGCAGCGCCUUCCAGGCUUCAAUGACCUCACAUGAUGCUCCGGGGUACGGGACGUUGCUGGGAGCAUUCCACAGCGAGUUUGGGCUGCUGAACAGAGUGCACGCCCUCUGGUGGUUUGAAAGUGCUGAUCAUCGAGCUGAAAUUCGUCACAAAGCUCACACUGAUGCCAGGGUGGUUGCAGCAGUCAGGAACAGCGUCGUCCAUCUGGAUUCUCAGAGAAACCAGCUCCUGUUUCCAUGCUCUUUCUCUCCCAUGAAGUAACCUCAUGCUGUUUCCAAAACAACAGCUCCAAUCAUCUUGAGUGUGAGGCACCUGUUACUGAGCUCCGCAUUCUUCCCUAGACGGGCCAAUCAAAGCUCACCAGCAUGAGCUCUACCACUGAGCUGUGAUCUUCAGCUGCUGCAUGGACAACCUGACCUCACUGUGACCUUAAAGAUAUGCUGAGUUUCUGAUCAAACCCGAACUGAAAAAUAAAGACGAGUGCUGGAAACGUAUUCUUUAAUAAAACUUUUCUUUACUGGUA
Messenger RNA from Cyprinodon tularosa, 1103 nucleotides. It is a transcript of the gene nipsnap3a, whose product is annotated as nipsnap homolog 3A (C. elegans). Gene Ontology annotation, cellular component: mitochondrion. NCBI's taxonomy places the organism in Eukaryota, Metazoa, Chordata, Actinopteri, Cyprinodontiformes, Cyprinodontidae. The transcript has 6 exons. The record is from RefSeq and is a predicted model, not a curated record. The coding region runs from base 89 to 841 and encodes 250 amino acids.